AUGAAUGGGAUCGGUGGAGAUCUUGUUGAUGGCUCGGGCACGAUUAACCCUGCAGCCUUAAACAACGGUAUGUCGGACGAUCAUGGUCGUCGGAAAAGGGGUCGCCCUCCUAAGACGCCACGACCAGCCACAGCAUCCACUAGUGACCAGCCGGUCUCGUCCAAUGCUCAUGCUCAAACCCCGCGGAUGCAAACCCAGCCUCUUUCAGCCCAAACAUCCGCCAACAUAUCCCCGUCACAAGCUUCUCCGCCCGAGAAAAGCACACCAACCAAGGCUGCUUUGGUCAAGGCUCUUCCGACUGUGCGCGAUCACACUACCGACCAGCUGAACGAGGCCGGUGACGAAUAUGUGCCUAAGGAAUUCGACGAUGCUGGGGAGAAGAAGGUCGAUGAUAUGGGUUACCUCCAGGGUGGUCGCGAGUACAAAUGCCGCACCUUUCGCGUGCCCCUGCGUGGAACUAAGCUGUUCAUGCUGGCUACUGAGUGUGCGCGAGUGCUGGGUUACCGAGACUCGUAUCUCCUGUUCAACAAGAAUCGGUCUCUACAUAAGAUAAUCGCUACCCAGAUUGAGAAGGACGAUUUGAUCCAACAGGACAUAUUGCCGUACUCAUACCGCUCUCGUCAGAUUGCUAUUGUGACGGCCAAGUCCAUGUUCCGCCAAUUCGGCAGCCGCGUCAUUGUAAACGGACGACGGGUGCGUGAUGAUUACUGGGAGGGCAAAGCGCGAAAGCAGGGAUUCACGGAGGACGAUCUCGCAGGCGAAAAACGCCCCGGUGGUGGUACCAAACGCGAUGCUGCGGCAGCAGAGGCAGCGGGCGCUGCCAGCUUUUUGCCCACCCUGACUCAUGGCGAUGUCAUCUACAGCAACGCGCUAGAGGCUGUGCCGAGCAGCAUGACGAUCGGCGCACCGCCGUCGGUCUCACUUUCGCAGCCGCUCCCAAUGAUCCACAUGACGACCACCACUGAUGACCCACGUCUGAGAGAGUACAACAGCAUGCCUCGACCCCGUCAGGAGAUGACCGGCCAGCCGUACCAAGACCGGUCACAACCAAGCACAGCUGCGGAAAUACUAAAUCAAGCUUCGCACACAGCUGAUUUCAACAAGGUUCUGACCCAACAGCGCAGCUAUCGGCAGAAAGGACUGGAAGAGUUCUAUUCCAAGCAGCGUGAGAUCCCCGCCUCCGCGGCGCCUUCGCAACCUGGACCACUCGAUGCGGCCCCAGCAGCCUCCCAGCCAAUGCAGUCGCCCCAGAUGCCUUCGACCGGAGCGAUUAGCCAAGCUCAGCCACCACAGGCAAUGCUCCCCCAUCAGCCUCCCAUGAUAUCUAGUCAGCCGGGCUUCCAAUCUGCAACGGCCCAUCAGCAGCCGCCUGUAGCGCAGUCGCCUGCUCGAGGUGUCCCUGCAGCCCGUCCAGAACUUAUGCAUCAACGUUCGAAUCCUGCCCUCCCUGCAGGAACGCCACAGCCACCAGGUCCUUACGGGUAUCCCUCCCAGCCGCAGCAGAUGUGGGGCCAGCCGCCUCCGCAACCUCAGCCAUCGCCUAUUUCUGCCGCUGGCCCGCAGGGUGUAGCAAUGCCGCAGUACCCAUCCCAGAUCCACCCUCAGCAGUCUCCUUCGCCGCUCGCGCACUCUCUUCCCCAGCAACAUGCCUCUCAGUCGCCCCGCAAUCAAGCUCGGCCUUCGGCACCCCCGAUGCCGCAGCCGUUCCCAAUGCAUCCGCAAACACCUCAGCAGCAACAAAUGGCAGCCAUGCCUUUCCCUGGAGUCACCGCUGUGCAGUAUCCAGGUAUACCUGCCGCACGAGCCAUAUAUCCUUCCACGCAGGGUCCAGCAGGUCAACAGUACAUGGCUGGAGCUCCACAGCAACCGGGCAUGGCUAUGGGGAUGAGCCCUGGUGGAGCGAUGCCCGGCUGGCCUCCGGCACCUGGCGGCCCGAUGCAACCGGGACAUCCGCAGCCUGGUCAAUCCGGCACUCCUCUCGGCUGGUCUGGAUAUUGA
Molecule: messenger RNA, 1998 nt
Organism: Aspergillus aculeatus ATCC 16872
Lineage: Eukaryota; Fungi; Ascomycota; Eurotiomycetes; Eurotiales; Aspergillaceae
Product: putative nuclear localization protein
Exons: 2
Coding region: 1-1998 (665 amino acids)
Cellular component (GO): nucleus
Molecular function (GO): chromatin DNA binding
Source: RefSeq, a predicted model, not a curated record